CCUAAUCUGGUCAUGACUGUAAAUAUUAAAUUACUAACUUUAGUAUGUGUACUUUAUUCGUUACAUCAGACGUCUUCUACAAGAUGGUGCGACAAAAAUCAGACCUUCCACAGAGAAGGGGUGAUCGGGGAGCGCGGCGUCUUCCCGUGGCUGGGAGUGCUACGGGUUCAUAUUCAUCAGAGAAACAAAUUCAGUGUAGCUCUGACAGGUAUAGUUCUGGUAAAGAAGGACUACGCCAUCGCAAGCGCGCAGGACAUCAGCCAGGUGCCAAGAAGACACAUCAUAGCGGACAGCAGAGCCAUGUUCGUCGUUCGUGACUUCACGCAGUGGUUCUGUGGUGUCAAGGGGGUGACGGUUCAUCCGGACUUCGAGUACAACACGUUUAACAGUAUUGCCCUGCUGCAUCUGACUAAUAGUAGCUCAAUCCCGCCGAUAUGUUGCACAGCAUCUUCAGGCAAACUUGUAAACCAGCUUUAUGCGAUGGGAUACACAGACAGGAAUAAAAUACUGGAGAAGGAGCUGUACAAAAUAAACUACGUGCAGCCUGAUCUGUGUGGAGAAUUUUACAAUAGAGUGGGGUUCAAGCAACCGUUAGCUGACGAGCAAGAGUACGUGUGUGGUGCCGCGCCGACCAACCGCGACCACUGCCGGUGGGACAGCGGGAUGGUCCUGGCCUCCAACACCACUGGCUAUUGGCAACUGGUCGGUUUCGGUGUCGGCGGUCCCGGGUGUGCGGCCCCCGCCCGCUUCAUAUCCACAGUUCACUAUCUACCGUGGAUCGAGUCGGUCAUUGAACAGAACGACCCGAUAUAUUAUAAUGGAUAUAAAUAUUAACUAGAUAAAAACUUACGUUUUUAUUAUCUUCUUUAAGGUGCUACGCCAAGAAGUUUCAAACCUUUUUUGACAAUUAUA
This is a messenger RNA of Aricia agestis (brown argus), 912 nucleotides long. RefSeq names its product vitamin K-dependent protein C-like. The transcript has 8 exons. NCBI's taxonomy places the organism in Eukaryota, Metazoa, Arthropoda, Insecta, Lepidoptera, Lycaenidae. The record is from RefSeq and is a predicted model, not a curated record. Bases 13 to 834 code for a protein of 273 amino acids. Gene Ontology annotation, biological process: proteolysis. Gene Ontology annotation, molecular function: serine-type endopeptidase activity.